Messenger RNA from Cyanistes caeruleus (blue tit), 723 nucleotides. Its product is annotated as placenta-specific gene 8 protein-like. The record is from RefSeq and is a predicted model, not a curated record. Lineage: Eukaryota; Metazoa; Chordata; Aves; Passeriformes; Paridae.
AUAAAGCAUGAGAACCAGGAAAAGGACACGUGUCUGCGGGGAAAAGGACAGCUUGGAAAACCACAAACUACCUGGAAGGACCUGACCCUGUGCUGGCAAUGGCCUCUCAAGCUGUGAUUACGGUCCAACCCCAGUUCUCAGUUGCCCGACAGCCAGGGCAGUGGCAGACAGGGCUGCUGGACUGCUGCUCUGACUGCGGCGUGUGUCUUUGUGGGACGUUCUGCUUCUUCUGCUUGAGCUGCCAAGUGGCCGGGGACAUGAAUGAGUGCUGCCUGUGUGGCUCCAGCGUGGCCAUGAGGACCCUGUACCGCACCAAAUACAACAUCCCGGGCUCCAUCCUGGGAGACUUUUGCUCCAUGUGGUGGUGCAGCCCGUGUGCGCUCUGCCAGCUGAAGAGAGACAUCAAACAGAGGAGGGAGAUGGGCAUAUUCUGAUGCUGCCAUCUUCAGUGCACCCUGUGGAGCCACUGCAGACAGGAGCUGCUGCUGCCCUGGAUUGUCUCCCUGAGGAUCAGGCCUUUCAAUAUUGUUUUCACAAGUUCUAGACACUAGUAACUAUAAACAUAGGUGUUUAUACAUUCCAUUAAAGAUAGGUCUUUUGAUGGAUGUCUCUCACGGCCAGUGCGGUAGGGAAGGUGUUAACCUGACUAUCCAAUCUGUGGUCAUGGUCAAAAACCUGUAAAUACUGAAAGAACAAAUAAACGUUUCUUCUUCUUUCACCACA